GUUGCCCAUGUUUAUCGGUAGUCAGCUGUUGUAUUAUUGAUUUUUUCAGUGCUUUGUUUAUAAAUUCGCAAGCACCUCCUGGCGAUAUUAGGCGAUUAGGUCCACAGUAUACAUUAGGUCCAGGAGAAAACCCCCUUGCUUCUAAACGGAAUCGCCUUCGACAAUUCCAACAGAAGAUAUUUUAACAAGCAUGACCCCACAGGACGCGGAUUUGGCUUUCAAAACCAAGAAAACUUCAGAGAAAAUAUGCGAAAACAUACAUAUUGUCGCAAAUGAUCCAUCAUUAGCAUUCUUUCGGAUACAGGAACAUGUCCGUAAGGUGCUCCAGCCAAUAUCAGAUAAGAGAGCGGAAGUUAUACAGCUGCAAACAAAUUUACAAGGCCAUUGCUAUGACAUGGAAUAUGCUGUUGGUGCUGUGAAGAGCGUGGAACACUCUGAGGCCAUCUUCAAAAACAUUCAAGAAAUGAUAAAAACCUCUAUAUUUCUGAAACAGCAGCUGAAGUAUGGUGAGAUAAAGAACAAAUCAAAAAAAGAAUCAACUAGUAGUUCAGUUUAUAAACGAUUUUCCGCACAUUUGACGUUGGAUUUGCCAGAACUACCUGAUUUUAGUGGUGUUAUGCGUGAAACAAGCCAGCGUGUUGAGACUAUGAUGACUUCGACAAGGGACAGCCAUCCUACGCAAAGUACUACUGGUGAAUUGCAGAGAUCACAUACAACACUCCACUAGAAGGGGUCAAGGGCUGAAAAUUUUUUAUACCCGAGUAUGAGGGUAUUAUAAAAUAGUUGUUUGUUACAGGCUAAGAUAAUCGAUAUAGGUAUAGACAUAUAUGUAUGUAUGUAGGUAUACUCCGAAAUGCUCAGAGUGAAGAGAGUCGAUUAAGCCAAAUCUGUCUGUCCGUCCGCCAUGUACACGAUAAUAAUAUUAACAAUUGGCGCUUACACAAUAUGUUAUUGUUUGGCCCAGCUUCUCCGAUUUGUGGCGAGCGCCUUGAAGUUGUCACACAAAGGGGAGGGACCUACAGUUUUAGACGCAGAUAUGCCCAACGACUCGACUCAUCUCUUAGCAUGCCCACUAAUCCCCACUUAACUAAUGCCUCUGUCCCUAUGGACAAAUCCCAUAGACGCUGCUGGGAUUUUAGUUGACCUUUUCGUUUGUUUUUGAUGUUAGUCGGACACUGGGCUCGAUCUCAGGCACUGCGGAAUGUUAUACAAGGUAGGAUGUUAUGGAAAAUGGACGAAAUCGGCCAGUAAUGGUACCUCGAAAAAAUGCAAAAGCUACAAAAUUUACACAAAUACUGGAUCCAAAUUGUUAAAAAUUAAUAUGAGAAGGAAAAUUUUAGCAUAAGAUAAGACAAUUAUAAAAUUUUUGUAAAGUUAGCCCAUUUACGUAUGAUGAAAUUCUUAUCUCAGUAGCCAAUCCCUACCAAUCUCGGUACGAACAUUAAUUAGAUGAAUAUGACGUAAAUGAUGUGAUUGAUUCCAUUUAAAAUGUUUAUAACUUUCAUUGGAAAUAUGGGAAAAAUUGUUUGAAAAGCGCAGAUUUCUAAUCGUACGAUUUUUAAAAAAGGCCUCAUUAUAGGUUUUUGGAAAAUGGGCGUGGAUCCGUGCACUUAUGGCUACAUAAGUGAAUCUCGGUAUUAACUUCAUCGAUUUCUACCAAUAUGAUUCAAUCAUAUUAACGAAAAUAUUUGAAAUGGGUAAAUAAUCCCCUACUUAUAUGCAAAGGUAGUUUAGAGAAAGGUGAAAAAAUUAUGUUCAAUACGUGCGCCGGGUAUAUAAAGAUGGGUAUUUUGUUUGUAUUUGUCUAGGUUACUGCAAUUUAUAAUGAGGUUAGAUUACUACAGCUCAUAAUUGAAUACAUAGAUAUCAUGUGUAAUACAUAUGCUAAUUUAUUUAUCUAUAGAAUAAUUUAUACAAAAUACUAAAGAAUAAAAUGUGAUAUAUAAUGUGUCGUUUAUCUCAAAAUAGGUAUUUUUUGUUAAUUUUGGAACGAUCUACAGGUUUUCAUCAAAACUGACACUAUAUAAAUGGUUCUAAUGUUAAAAACGCAU
Messenger RNA from Rhagoletis pomonella (apple maggot), 2051 nucleotides. Its product is annotated as BLOC-1-related complex subunit 8 homolog. The transcript is spliced from 3 exons. The coding region runs from base 191 to 727 and encodes 178 amino acids. Gene Ontology annotation, cellular component: BORC complex. The record is from RefSeq and is a predicted model, not a curated record. Lineage: Eukaryota; Metazoa; Arthropoda; Insecta; Diptera; Tephritidae.